CCGGCCAGGAGGCGCCAUGGAGGGGAGCCCCAUCCCCGUGCUCACGGUGCCCACGACGCCCUACCAGGACCAGCGGCCGACCGGCGGCGGGGGGCUGCGGCGGCCCACCGGCCUCUUCGAGGGCCAGCGCAACUACCUGCCCAACUUCAUCCAGAGCGUGCUGUCAUCCAUCGACCUGCGCGACCGCCAGGGCUGCACCAUGGUGGUGGGCAGCGACGGCAGGUACUUCAGCAGGACGGCCACGGAGAUCGUGGUGCAGAUGGCCGCGGCCAACGGGAUUGGACGACUGAUUAUUGGACAGAAUGGCAUCUUGUCGACACCUGCUGUUUCCUGCAUUAUCAGAAAGAUCAAGGCAGCUGGUGGAAUCAUCCUGACAGCCAGCCACUGCCCUGGAGGACCAGGGGGAGAGUUUGGAGUGAAGUUUAAUGUUGCCAAUGGAGGUCCUGCGCCAGAUGUCGUCUCAGAUAAAAUCUAUCAGAUCAGCAAAACAAUCGAGGAAUAUGCCAUAUGCCCUGACCUUCGAAUCGACCUCUCUCGACUAGGAAGACAAGAAUUUGACCUGGAGAACAAAUUCAAACCGUUUAGAGUGGAGAUAGUGGACCCAGUGGAUAUCUAUCUCAACCUCCUUCGGACCAUCUUUGACUUUAACGCCAUUAAGAGUUUGCUGACUGGGCCGGGCCAACUUAAGAUCCGAGUUGAUGCGAUGCAUGGAGUUAUGGGACCCUAUGUGAGAAAAGUCCUGUGUGAUGAGCUGGGGGCCCCAGCCAAUUCUGCAAUAAACUGUGUUCCCCUGGAAGAUUUUGGAGGACAGCAUCCUGACCCAAACCUGACAUAUGCAACAACCCUUUUGGAAGCUAUGAAAGGAGGGGAAUAUGGGUUUGGAGCUGCAUUUGAUGCUGACGGGGACCGUUAUAUGAUCCUAGGCCAAAACGGCUUCUUUGUGAGCCCGUCCGACUCCCUGGCCAUCAUUGCCGCCAACCUCUCUUGCAUUCCGUAUUUCCGUCAGAUGGGGGUCCGAGGGUUUGGGAGGAGUAUGCCCACCAGCACGGCCCUGGACAGAGUGGCCAAAUCAAUGAAGGUCCCUGUAUAUGAGACCCCAGCUGGAUGGAGAUUCUUCUCAAAUCUGAUGGACUCGGGACGGUGUUCUCUAUGUGGAGAAGAGAGCUUCGGCACUGGCUCUGAUCACCUCCGGGAGAAAGAUGGCCUCUGGGCUGUCUUGGUCUGGCUCUCCAUUAUUGCUGCCCGGAAGCAGAGUGUGGAGGAAAUUGUCCGAGAUCACUGGACCAAAUUUGGCCGCCACUACUAUUGCAGGUUUGACUAUGAGGGGCUGGAGCCCAAGACGACAUAUUACAUCAUGAGGGACCUGGAGGCCCUGGCCGCAGACAAGUCUUUCAUCGGCCAGCAGUUUGCUGUGGGGAGCCACGUCUACAGCGUGGCGAAGACAGACAGCUUUGAAUACGUGGACCCCGUGGACGGCACCGUGGCCAAGAAACAGGGCCUGAGGAUCAUUUUCUCAGAUGCGUCACGGCUCAUCUUCCGGCUCAGUUCCUCCAGUGGUGUGCGGGCCACCAUCAGACUGUAUGCAGAGAGCUACGAGAGGGAUCCCAGCGGUCAUGACCAGGAGCCCCAGGCCGUGCUGAGCCCUCUCAUAGCCAUUGCGCUGAAAAUCUCCCAGAUCCAUGAGAGAACCGGCCGGAGGGGCCCCACCGUCAUCACCUGAGUGGAGGAAGCCUUGCCCACCGGGGCCAAAGGAGAGCGCUCGGCGGGAGACACGGCACCCCUACCUUCUUGCUACCUGUUUGAGCCUCUUAUGACUUCGGAAAAAACAAAAGAUAAUUUGCU
This is a messenger RNA of Diceros bicornis minor, 1842 nucleotides long. RefSeq names its product phosphoglucomutase 5 (gene PGM5). Gene Ontology annotation, cellular component: cytosol; sarcolemma; cell-substrate junction. The record is from RefSeq and is a predicted model, not a curated record. The transcript has 11 exons. Gene Ontology annotation, molecular function: magnesium ion binding; phosphoglucomutase activity. NCBI's taxonomy places the organism in Eukaryota, Metazoa, Chordata, Mammalia, Perissodactyla, Rhinocerotidae. Gene Ontology annotation, biological process: myofibril assembly; striated muscle tissue development; carbohydrate metabolic process. Bases 17 to 1720 code for a protein of 567 amino acids.